Yamadazyma tenuis ATCC 10573 is the source of this 1749-nucleotide messenger RNA. The record is from RefSeq and is a predicted model, not a curated record. Lineage: Eukaryota; Fungi; Ascomycota; Pichiomycetes; Serinales; Debaryomycetaceae.
GUAUGCUUCAAUUCAGACCGCUUUUUAAUAGUAUAAAGAAAAUGUCGACCACAAGCAACGCUAAAGAGGCCAUAAAGGAAGCUUUGCAAUCAGCAGAAUCUCAAACAAGCAACUCGAACAUAGGAGAGGCUUCUAAAAAAGCUGGUACAAAGAUCAGUAAGAAAAAUGCCAAAAAGGCAGCUGACUCAAGCCAGUUUGUGUUGAAAGUACCAAAGGGUACUAAAGACUGGGCUGAUCAAGAUAUGGUGAUCAGAGAAGGUAUUUUUGGUUCUUUAAGUUCCAUGUUCAAGAGACAUGGAGGUGUGACAAUUGACACUCCAGUUUUCGAAUUGAGAGAGAUUUUGACUGGAAAGUAUGGGGAAGAUUCUAAAUUGAUCUACAAUUUAGAAGAUCAAGGUGGUGAAUUGACAUCUUUACGUUACGAUUUGACAGUUCCAUUUGCUAGAUUCGUGGCUGCAAACAACAUUACCAGCAUUAAGAGAUACCACAUUGCUAAAGUCUACAGAAGGGACCAACCUGCCAUGACUAAAGGAAGAAUGAGAGAGUUCUAUCAGUGUGAUUUCGAUAUUGCUGGAAACUACGACUUGAUGGUACCAGACUCAGAGAUUUUGAAUAUUCUUGUUGAAGGAUUAAGCGGUUUGGGAAUCAAGGACUUCAAAAUUAAAUUGAAUCACAGAAAGAUUUUGGAUGGAAUUUUCCAGAGUUGUGGUGUGAAGGAUGAAGACGUGAGAAGAAUAAGUAGUGCAGUCGAUAAGUUAGACAAAGCUCCCUGGGAAGCCGUUAAAAAGGAAAUGAUUGAAGAGAAGAACCAAUCGGAAGAUGUAGCUAAUAGAAUUGGUGAGUUCGUGAAGUUAAAAGGUACCAUCAGAGAAGUUUUGAAUCUUUUGGAGAAGAGUGAGAUUUUAGCGUCGAACGAAAGUGCCCAGACUGGUAUCAAAGAAAUGUCUGUGUUAGCAGACUACGUUGAUGCUUUUGAUAUCAAUGACCGCAUUUCCUUCGACUUGUCUUUGGCCAGAGGAUUGGAUUACUAUACUGGUUUGAUUUAUGAAGCUGUUACGGGUGCCUCUGCUCCCCCCAAAAAUGCCGUUGAAUUGAAGGCUAAGGCUAAGGGAAAAGAAGAUGAAGAUGCUUCAGAGUAUGUUGGUGUUGGUUCUAUUGCUGCUGGUGGAAGAUACGAUGGUUUAGUGGGGAUGUUUUCCAACGGAAAGUCUAUUCCAUGUGUUGGAAUCUCAUUCGGAGUCGAAAGAUUAUUUUCUAUCAUCAAGACCAGAAUUGCAAAGCAGUUGGUGAACCAGAGUGCUUCACAGACUCAAGUAUACGUCAUGGCUUUUGGGGGUGGUGAAGGCUGGAACGGGUUCUUGAAAGAAAGAAUGUCAGUUUCCAAACAAUUAUGGGAUAAUGACAUCAACUGCGAAUAUUUAUACAAGGCCAAAGCCAAUAUCCGGAAACAAUUCGACGCUGCUGAAAAGUCUGGUGCAUCAGUAGCGGUGAUAUUGGGUAAAGAAGAGUUCCCAGCAGGUAAAUUAAGAAUCAAAUUAUUGAACCAAGGAAAUGAUAGUGAUGAAGGUGAGUUAAUUGAAGCAGGAACCUUGGUUGACUACGUGAAGGAGAAAUUAGAUGCUUUAAACAAAGAUGGAAUGGAUGAAAUCACCAGAUUGAUCAAAGGUUUAUAAACCUCUCUACUUGUUUAUAAAGUUUCAUAUUCUUGUCUUAUAGAUUCAAAUAUUUAGGAGUUUACGUCUAAACGGC